CACGCCUCCAAAGAGGAUGACUUUUUCCUCUCAAGCAAACUUGGGAAGUUAACCGUGCUGGAAAGACCCGCCUGAAACACCCACACGCCUCGUGUUGAUUCGCUCUUCCUCUUAUCAAUCACCUAUAUCCCAAGUGACGAAAUCGACAGCGCCACACCGGAGCUGAGGAGUGGGUGAUGAGGAGCGUUCAGCACCACCAGGAAAAGGAAAAAAAAAAAAAAUACCAGGAGCGAUAAAAUGCACGGAGGACAAGGGUCAGUUUGACUGCCAGUAAGACGUUUUGGCACUUUGGGGAGGGGGGUUGGUGUUUGCGAGUUUAUUUUGGGGAACGCUAGGUUAAUGCAGUCAGGAUUCUCUGUCAGUAGGAGUUGGCUGUUUUUUGGGCUGCAAUUCCAGGGAAGGCUCUCUGAGCUAACCUAGCUAGCUAACAAUUAGCCUUCCCAUUUAGCCCCCUAUCCUGGUUACUUGGUGCCUCCGCCUGCGAGACAUACCUGCUCUGAGCGCGCACUUUCUCUGAUCGGCACAGGUGCAUGCGGUUCUUGGAGGACUCGAGGCAGUAAACCAACCUUUCUGGAUGGACAGACUGGGGCUCGUUGUCACUGCGCGGGCGUAACUUGGAGCGCUGAUUUCGGGGCGGCUAGGCUUGCACUCGGCCGGGCAGCCAGCAGAGGGGAUUGGACAAAUGUGGUGGCCGCUCCAGGCAGUUGUCCCGCUGUGUGUGGGACCGAAGUUAGUAGUUUAGUAUAAGAAAAAUAUAUAUGUCUAUAUAUUUUUAAAUUGACUAGGCUAAGCAAGAAAACAAAGUGCGCUGAAGAUAAAUUCAACCUGUUAGCUUGGUUAUAACGUUAGCAGCGUUUAGCUUUCAGGCUAGUUAACAAACUAAUACCGGUCCAUGAAAUGAAAAUGCUUAUUCGCACCGUCGGUAGUUCCUCGGGAUAUUUGCAGACAUGUUUCGUUUCUUUUUUUUAUGAUGAGCUCACAGUCACUGUACCCUGAGGUUUUACUGGAGACUUUGACUAACGUUAAGCUGUCAAAUAUUUAACACUUGACAGCAGCUUUGCCAUCAACAAGGGAGGCCAGAGUCUGCACCAAGCAACGAGACUAUCGAGCUCCAUUAUCAGUGUCUGGAUAUAACCUGUUGGGCUCGAACUGUUGUGCACACAGGAGGCUUUUUUUCUUCUUCUUCUUCUUUUUAUCUGGUACUUUGUGUGAGGUGUAAGCCCGACACCUCUCCUCAAACGGGCUCCCCCCCCCUCCCCCCCGUUCAUGCGGUGAUGACUUUAGACUCCAUGAUGGCUUGUUGCCUGAGUGAGGAGGCGAAGGAGUCCAAACGAAUCAACGCUGAGAUCGAGAAGCAACUUCGACGAGACAAGAGAGAUGCGAGAAGGGAGCUGAAGCUGCUCCUGCUGGGUACUGGAGAAAGUGGAAAGAGCACUUUCAUCAAGCAGAUGAGAAUAAUCCAUGGCUCAGGCUAUACAGAUGAAGACAAGAAGGGCUUCACCAAACUGGUCUACCAGAACAUCUUCACCUCGAUGCAGGCCAUGAUCCGUGCAACUGAGAACCUUAAGAUCCCCUUCAAGUAUGACCAGAACAAGAACAAUGCCCUGCAGGUGCGUGAGGUGGACGUAGAGAAGGUUGCAUCGUUCGAUCAGCCGUACAUUAGCGCGAUAAAGAUGCUGUGGGCUGACCCUGGCAUCCAGGAAGCGUAUGAUCGCAGGAGAGAGUACCAGCUCUCUGACUCGACCAAGUAUUACCUUAACGAUUUAGAACGAAUAUCAACACCAGGGUACGUACCCACUCAGCAAGAUGUGCUGCGGGUCCGAGUGCCCACCACCGGCAUCAUUGAGUACCCAUUUGACCUGGAGAAUAUUAUAUUCAGGAUGGUGGAUGUUGGGGGUCAGAGGUCAGAGAGGAGGAAGUGGAUCCACUGCUUUGAGAACGUCACCUCCAUCAUGUUUUUGGUGGCUCUCAGCGAAUACGACCAGGUCCUGGUGGAGUCGGACAACGAGAACCGCAUGGAGGAGAGUAAAGCCCUGUUCAGGACCAUCAUCACAUAUCCCUGGUUCCAGAACUCCUCUGUGAUCCUGUUCCUUAACAAGAAGGACCUGCUGGAAGAGAAAAUCAUGUAUUCUCACCUGGUUGAUUACUUCCCAGAGUUUGAUGGUCCUCAGCGGGACGCGCAGGCAGGUCGGGAGUUCAUCUUGAAGAUGUUUGUGGACUUGAACCCAGAUAGUGACAAGAUAAUCUACUCCCAUUUCACGUGUGCCACCGACACGGAGAACAUCCGUUUCGUCUUUGCGGCCGUCAAAGACACCAUCCUGCAACUCAACCUCAAAGAAUACAACCUGGUGUGAAGGAGAAUUGGAAAGACAGAUGGUUAGAGUGCAAGCAAGACACCCACAGCCCCACACUCAAUGCAGUGUCCACAUCUGCAUGAAAUGUACUCGUAAAGAGAUGAGCAUUGCUUUGUGCUUUUACCAGACCAACACUAUCCAUAUUCUGCCCUUUUUCUUCACUCAGACCCUUGGUUGCUCUUUUGCUCAGUUUUAAGGACUGUUUUUUUUUUUUUGGUUUUAUUAACUGCUUCUCUUGCACAAUCACACAUGAAACACAUUCAGAUAUAACACUCCCUCCAUUUGUCACUCUUGGGAGGUUGUUCUCUACUCCUGUGCUCCUCUUUCGGCCCUUGCCGUGGCUCACGUUUUUUCUCUACACUACAGUCUCGUGUGUCAGAGGUGGGUAGAGGGCCAUCUCCCGGUAGACUAAGCUUUUAUGGACAAAGGGCUCUCUCCCAUAGUUAUUUAACCCAUGCAUGCUAUACACUACAGCCUGAGGGCUUGAGGCCAGGUGGCACACACUGGACCCUGCUCAUCUGCAGAGGGUAACAAAUUAAUCAGACAGUGCUGGGGUGCAGAGAGGUACUUGGUUCUCCUGGGUCUUGAAUUGUCCAUGAUGUGUUCUUUUAACUCUUUCUGGGGGGUUACGUGCCCUAAAUGAGAGCAUAGAAGCUCUGUUGAAUGUAAAUAAAGUUUUCAUGCUGCUCACACAGAGUGAGGGCUACACAGAGAUGACUACAUGUUCUCUUUUGACUUUCAAUAUUUUCAUCUAUAUUAACGUCAUUACUUCUUCUGUUGUUCGCUAAUUAAACUGAUCGACGACGACUACUCAAAGGAAACCUUUCAGGAGUGGUCAGGUUCUGUUUAUUAUUCAGUGCCCCUGAUUUUAUACUGAGACAACACUACCAGUAUUUUACAUACUGUACACCAGCUCCCCUGUAAUUCUCUAUCACUUUGCCAAAUUAAAACGGCCCACAUUUUUCUGUAAAUACAGUAACAUUGCCAGUAUCGUUUUGAUCCCCUAACUAGUUUAGAUACUAAAACACAUUUGGGAGCUGGUUUUUGCCAAAAACUAAGUGAAAGUUUUCUCCCGAGUUGGAUCGUUCCAGAUGUUUAACAGCGUAACACCUCACUUUGUGUGGCAUUUCUUUAUGUUGUCUCAAUCACACGUGUAACAGUACUGUGAUUUUUAUUUGUGUGAGGAUAACUUUCUUGUGCACAAUGUGUGAAUGAUGGCGUCAGAUUAAACUAGUGCAGCAGUCAUGUUUUGGAUGAAAUAAAGCUUUUGCGCUGCCAGUUUGCUUCAGUCACAACUUUGGUUAUGAUCAUGCAAAUGGCUUUUUCCUCUCCUGUAAUCGCCUUCAUUUUUGCCAUAUUAAUCAGCCAACAUUUGAUAAAACUGUCACAAUCAUAAAGAGUAAAGAGCUUUUUUUUUUUUUUUUUUUUUUUUUUUUUUUUUUGUAUGUCUAAUUUAUCAAUUGGAUCUGUUUGUUAUUGAUAUAGUAAAUGAGACUUUGUCCCUAGUUUCAGCUCAAGUUUUGUUUUCAACAUCAAAGUUGGGAGUAGAUUUUAUACUGCUGUAAAAUAUCAAACUAUUUUAUGGACAAGUGUUCUGUUUCUAAUGAUACUUCAUAUAUUUAGUUGUUGCAGUUCUGUUUUUGAAGUGCUUGACAUAGGAAAAAGGAAAAAAAAAAGGUUUCUGUGUCAGGUUUGUGCUUUAUGCAAAUAGGAAAAUGAAAAACAGACAAAAAAUUACUUGGUGGUUAAAUAUUUACUGUUCAGAGAUGCUUGUACUUUUUGUAAUCUUUAAGGAUAUGCGUUUGCUCUUGGUACUGAUCCCAUAUUGUGCGUCUUGCCCGAUAGUAGUUUAAAUAUUCCAUUAAGCCCAGAGUUGAUAUGUGGCUUUUUUGUUUUUGUCUUCACUAUGUAAUUCAGGUAAUUUUUCAUAACUUUCUCAUCACAAGGGCUACUCUUAGCAGCUUUGGUAGAAAUGAAAGGAAUCUGAAUGGUGUAGAGCAAAAGGUGCAAUUAAUUAGCCUCGGGAGGGUGCCUGAAACAGGAGUGUGUUGACAUCCUUUUGAGAGCAGCAGUCCACAGAAGCCUACGUCACAGUCCUGAUAGACGGCUGGUGGCCGUUUAGGUGUCCCCCCCCCCUCCUCCCCUGUGUUUUUGUUUUGUUUGUUUUUUUUGUUUUGUUUUGUUUUGUUUGGUUGGUUUUGGUUGGGGUUUUUUUUUUUUUUACCUCCAAGAGAAAAACUAAAGGAAGUUGGGUCUCUUAAGUUGCAAUAGGAUGUUUUUAGUGUCUUUUCUAUUCGACCUUAUCACCCAGGUGAUUCCAUUAUGAAUUAUGUGCUGAAAUCAGUGAUGCAAAGUUUUCCUCUGUGCUUUUACAUAUUUGCCUCUUCAUUGGUAGUGUUUUCAUGCUUGACUUUGACACUGGCUGCAUGGGUACGGGGGGGAGGGGAGAGAGAAUGCUGGGAUAUUUUGACCUUAAGUGCACAUUGAAAGAGGCGGCAGGGUGAGAUUAAACUUACCCUGCUGGACUGUAAUCUUUGCUUUGUUUUAGAUGGUAAAUGGUUAGUCUUUGGUGCUUCAAGAAACAUGUCAAAGCCUUUAUUUUUGACCCGUUUGCCCAUGUGAUGCUGACUGACUGAAGCUGGCCUUUUGGAUGCCACAGAAAGGCAUGUUCAGGAAACGCUGUUCCCUUGAGCCGUGGCUUGCAACCUUGAGAAAAUACUGUCCUGCAGACGGUAAAAACACAAAACAAAGGUUGCGUUCAGCCACUGGUGUCAGCAUGGUGGCGUCGGUGGUGUCAGUUUCCACUUGCUGACGACGUGGAUUUUUACGCUUGCACAUAGUCUCAUGGUUACACUACCAAUGACCAGAGUCGUCAGAAAAGCCAGUUCGGUUAUUUUUAAAAAUCCUUUUCUUUUAUAUCUACUUUGCUUUAUUCUACACACAAUGCAUUUUAACAAAGACUCAUAAUGACAGUCCAGUACAAAACGGUGUGCCAAGCAAAUUCUGUGUUAAGCAAAGGCUUCAAAAACCUGUUUAUAACUUGACCCAGGCCUGUGCAGUGAAAGUUAUUGCAGCAUUUAAUUGAGUCUUACUUGUGGUUUUAGUUUGCAAAUGAAGCUGGCAUGUUGAGCCUCAUUUCUUUCUUUUUUUUUUUUUUAAAAAAUUGUAUUUAUUGAAAACUUGCCAAAUGAAGGUACUGAAAUGGCCAUUGUGUUUUUGGUGGUUGAAUAUGCUGCGUGUUUACAUCUGCCAUUCUGCGCUCUCUCUUAUCUCCUUUAUUUGAUUGGACUGUCUGUUGUUUCCCUGGGUCAAAGGCACUGAAAAUACACCGCUGCAAUGGGCCUGCGUUCAUGCAACUUGUCCAUUCAAGCACGCUCGUUGGUACUCUGAGAGGUGUGUGUGUGUGUGUGUGUGUGUGUGUGUGUGUGUGUGUGUACUAUAUACACACUUUGAUGGGUGUUGCUUAUGCUUGAGGUCCAUUCUGGUUUCAGGGAUGGAUAUAGUGAUAUUAAAAAGCUAUCUUUGCAUCUUUUUUUUUUUUUCUCCCCUUUUGUAAGGUUGACACACCGUAUUUAGGACCACUUGACAUGAUUUUUCUUUUCAGACAAUUCAAAUUUUGUGUAGUGGUGUACAAAUUGAAAGUAAUGUAUUUUUUUUGUUUGUUUUGUUUUAAAGUAUACCAAAUGUAAAUUCUGUACAAUGAGUGUGCCAAUCCCCUUUUCUUUGUAAAGCCAGACUCUUAACAAGUGCCAAUGUUGUGGAAAAAAAUCAGAGGACCUGUGGAUUUCAUGGUCCAGUUUUUAAAGCAAACACUAAGUGUGUGAUUAAUUAGCAAAAAGGACAGUUUUAUUCUAUAUUUAAGAUUAAUGAUGAACUGCUGUUUUUAAAAAUAAGUGUCAUUUUAAUUGCAUGCGUUUUGUCAGGUUGGGGGAGGGAGUGGGGGGUGAGAUACUCUAUUCAUGCAACGCCCUCGAGAAAAGGGUCCUAAUGGUUAUUGAUUUACAGUAUUUUAGCCAUAUUUCUCUAUUUGUAUGUUUCAUUUCAACCACUGUUGCCUGAACCUCAUUCAUACAUGAUGAUUUUUACAUAGCCUUCUCCUUUAAAUGUUUUAAAUUGGAAUAAAAUGUUCCUAUACUCUC
Molecule: messenger RNA, 6493 nt
Organism: Oreochromis aureus
Lineage: Eukaryota; Metazoa; Chordata; Actinopteri; Cichliformes; Cichlidae
Product: guanine nucleotide-binding protein subunit alpha-11
Exons: 7
Coding region: 1275-2354 (359 amino acids)
Biological process (GO): adenylate cyclase-modulating G protein-coupled receptor signaling pathway; action potential; phospholipase C-activating dopamine receptor signaling pathway
Cellular component (GO): heterotrimeric G-protein complex
Molecular function (GO): guanyl nucleotide binding; GTPase activity; G-protein beta/gamma-subunit complex binding
Source: RefSeq, a predicted model, not a curated record